Messenger RNA from Cottoperca gobio, 2245 nucleotides. RefSeq names its product doublesex and mab-3 related transcription factor 1 (gene dmrt1). Gene Ontology annotation, biological process: regulation of transcription by RNA polymerase II; sex differentiation. The transcript is spliced from 5 exons. Bases 1 to 888 code for a protein of 295 amino acids. Gene Ontology annotation, cellular component: nucleus. The record is from RefSeq and is a predicted model, not a curated record. NCBI's taxonomy places the organism in Eukaryota, Metazoa, Chordata, Actinopteri, Perciformes, Bovichtidae. Gene Ontology annotation, molecular function: DNA-binding transcription factor activity, RNA polymerase II-specific; RNA polymerase II cis-regulatory region sequence-specific DNA binding.
AUGAGUAGUAAGCAGAGCAAGCAGGUGCUGCAGUGCGCGGGAUCUCUGUCGCCACCCAAAGGCCAGAAACCUCCGAGGAUGCCCAAGUGCUCCCGCUGUAGGAACCACGGCUAUGUGUCUCCUCUAAAGGGACACAAAAGAUUUUGCAACUGGAGGGAUUGCCAGUGUCCAAAAUGCAAGCUUAUAGCGGAGAGACAGAGAGUAAUGGCGGCCCAGGUCGCCCUGAGACGGCAGCAGACUCAGGAAGAGGAGCUUGGGAUUUGUAGUCCGGUAGCUCUGACUGGUCCCGAGGUGAUGGUGAAGAAUGAAGCUGGAGCAGACUGCCUGUUCUCUCUGGAGGGACGGUCCGCGACACCUACCAGCACCUCCACUUCUUCUCUUGCAGGAAGUCGUUCAGCAUUGUCCCCCAGCCCGUCAGCCGGGGCCCGGGCUCAUUCUGAGGGAUCAUCCGACCUGCUGCUGGAAACUUCCUAUUACAACUUCUACCAGCCUUCACGCUACCCCGCCUACUACGGCAACCUCUACAACUACCAGCAAUACCAGAUGCCUCAUGGUGAUGGCCGCCUGGCUAACCACAACAUGUCCUCUCAGUACCGCAUGCACUCCUACUACCCAGCAACCACCUACCUGAGUCAGGGUCUGGGAUCCACCACCUGUGUGCCGCCCAUCUUCAGCCUGGACGACAACAACAACAACAACAACAACAACUGCUCUGAGACCAUGGCAGCCUCCUUCUCCCCCAGCAGCAUCACCACCAGUCACAACUCCACCAUGACCUGCAGGUCCAUCAGCACCCUGGUUAACGCUGACGUCAACGCGUGUGAGGUCGGCAGCGAGACGCCGAACUUCACUGUCGACUCCAUCAUCGAUGGGGACGCCGACAAAUAAAAGAAGCUAAGGAUGAUAUUAAAAAGCAAAAUGAGAUCAGUUGAGCAAAAAACGUCAUAGUUCAGUGUUGCAGCAGGUUUCUGUGUUUCUGUCCAGGAGCUAUAUUCCACUACCGUAGCUGAUAAUACAGAUUGUUUAUGUAUUUUAGUUCAUUUUAAGCCUCAAAGCUGUUACAUCUUUUAUUGAAGCCUCUUCAAAAUCUGAGAAGCACUGUUAAGAGUUUCUAAAGAUGAUUUUAAAAUGACUCGGUUAGCAGUAAUCAGAAUUGGACCAAAUAAUUCAAACUAGACGGUGACUUGUGUAUUUGUAAGGGUUCGUAUUUAUUUUUCCUCUUUGGAAAUCAACUGUUAGUGCAGAGUAAAGAUCCAAAAGAUAAAGUGUCUCAACAUGCAGAAUAAUGAUAUUCAAAUCCUUUUCUAGCUUACUGUAAAAGGUACUCGUGUGGUUUUCACACAGCAUCAGCCAUGAAGUGUUUCCAUGAGUUAGAUAUUAGUGGACUAGCUAUUGACAAUCAGAAUACAGACUUAGUGUUUGAAGAUUUAUUUUUUUAAACGGAAAAUCUGUAAUCAAACACUCCAAAUUUGGCCCAAUGGAGCGAGUGCGUGCCUUAGUUCUUUGUAAUAUUUCCCUGGUUGACGUGCAACAAUACGUUGUUAUUGUUAUUAUUCAGUUGGUAUUAGUUUCAUAUGUUUGUCAUCUUUUGAAAUCUGUUUUGUGUUCCAUGAAACCAGUAGACAAAGCUGAGCCCAUCCUUCCCAGUAAGCACUGAUUUGGUGAUUUACUGGUCAAAAGAUGUCGAGGUUAAAUAGUAACUUAACAUUAGGCUGAAAAGCAGCGUUCGCUUCCCUCUUUGGUGGAAAGUUUCAAGUGUGUUUCACCUGUGAGCGCUCCCAACAGUGAUGUCAUGGUGACACUUUACACUUUACAUCACGGCAGCCCGGUGAGACAUGAAACCACCGGAGGUCAGCGGAAUAAAGACUUUCAGGGAGUGUUAAGUUACAUAAGUAGUUGUUUGAAGAGCAUUUAAACGGCUAUACUGUGUUUCAAUAUGUUAGAGCUUUUCUUAUAAAUAUAUAAUAAUUGUCAUUAAGAUUUUGUAAAGAUUAUAGCCCAACAAUACUGGACUUUAGAGGCUGAAGUGUCGAUAUUUUAGAGUUAAAACUGAGACAUCAGAUGUUUUUCAUAGACACAUUUUAAACAUUUUUGAUUCCUUAAAUAAGAAUUAUAUGAAUUUGUGACCAAGAUAAAGUAUUUUAUCAGACAUUAAAUAAACUAAUCAAAUCUAAAUGACAAACAUCUCUAUGGCAUUUCUGAACAGCAAUUUCCUUUUGCCCUAAACACCGAUAUCAUAAUAAUA